Messenger RNA from Trachymyrmex cornetzi, 524 nucleotides. RefSeq lists its product as uncharacterized. Bases 27 to 347 code for a protein of 106 amino acids. The transcript is spliced from 2 exons. The record is from RefSeq and is a predicted model, not a curated record. Lineage: Eukaryota; Metazoa; Arthropoda; Insecta; Hymenoptera; Formicidae.
UAAAAUGUGGUUACUGUGGCUGGCUCAUGUUCGGGUCUUGUGCAGAGAUUCAAGCUCAUCAAUGUUUUAAAAACUAUGACGAAAAUAUUCAUGUCCUCUCUAUUGACAAGACAGGACGUGCUACAAUAAGAAUCAAGGAUACAAAUGAAAAUAUGCAGAUUGAUGUUCCACCAUCGGAGAGUAACGAAUGUACUAUAUCAGUUGACACCAAGGACGAGAUCCUAAUUGAUGCUGUAGAGCGGAGGCCAGCUCUUUGGAAUUUUAAGUUGCUGGCACAGAAGCGUACCCCCGUUAUAAAACGACUAAAUUGUCACUUGCGCCUUGAAGAAGUCUCAUUCUUUGUGUAAACAUUGGCCGUACCCAAAAUUUUCGUUUUCUUGUAUAUUUUUUAUUUUGUAAUAAAAUAUUAUAAGCGAAAUAUAAUUUUCGUACUCUCUUAAAUAUCAGAAUAGCACGCCAACUUGGCAUAUUUCUUGCAUUUCGCAAUAAUUUUAACAUCACAGUUAACACUACUUCUUCGUCCA